This is a messenger RNA of Entamoeba invadens IP1, 600 nucleotides long. RefSeq lists its product as hypothetical. Bases 1 to 600 code for a protein of 199 amino acids. NCBI's taxonomy places the organism in Eukaryota, Evosea, Mastigamoebida, Endamoebidae. The record is from RefSeq and is a predicted model, not a curated record. The transcript has a single exon.
AUGAAGCACAAAAUGAAGCGCCUGAUAGUCGAGAUACUGAUAGGAAUACUCAAUGUGCUUUACUUGAUAGUUUUAAUAGUUAUUGACAUAGUAAUGAUCACGACAAAGUUGAGUGUGUACUUGCAUGUGUCGUAUAGUAUUCGGUGUAUAGGGUAUACAUUCAUAGUGAUUUUAUUAUUGUACUCAUCGGUUGGAGUCUUUAAAGUCAAUAUUAGGCAACUUGAGCAAUACCAUCCAAAGCCAUUUACAAUGGGACUUGUCGGGUUAAUAGUGUGUGUGUCGCUUUCGACACGAAUUGUGUAUGACUUCACAAGCGCGAUAUUGGGAGAGUCACUGCUGUCUUUGUUGUGUUCGACACCAUCCGACUUUUGUCGAGACAACAUGGGAGUCGCUUUCUUCAUCAGCGAAGUCAUCGAAACAAUUUUAAUGAACUUAUGGGAAAUCUUCCCUUUAAUAGCUUUCGUAGUACUCUUCUGGAAACUCCCAAAACAAAAUAGAAACAUCACACCUUUUCCUAACAUCGACGAACUAAGUUACUACGACGACGACGGAUCGGGAAGCAUCUUGUACGACGUCAAAACUCCACUGGUCCCUAAGUAA